UUUGAGGAAAAGACAUCACUUUAGCGCAUAAUUCUUUAAAAAAAUAUAUAUAUUUGACUUUCGCCUCCCUGCCAGCUAUGGGCGACAUCAGUGAAGCAUCUCUGCUGGAUUAUAUUUAUUCUUCUGGAGGAAAAGUCAAAAAUUCAGAUUUGUCCAAAACCUAUAAGCAUUUUAUAAACCAUAGCGAUCUGCAACUACGUGCCACAUACAGAGAAGAUUUUAAACUCAUCAUUGACCGUAUUGCGGUGGUGAAAUCAGAGAAUGGAGAGAAAUACCUCGUCCUUAAGAAGAAGUAUAGACAAUUGAUGGAAGAAUCUGGUCAUGGAAAGGAAGGAGAAUCAAGCAAAAUGUUUCAUCAAACUCUUCAGAAUGAGCUCCGGGUUUUAAACCCAGUGCAGAACCCUCAGCCAACACACGUGACUCCAAAACAGAAGCCAGCACAGGUGGCCUGGUGCACAGGGCCCAUAAUCACAGUCUCAGAGGCCCCAGAACUGACCCAUACACAUGAUGAGGCAGACUGCACCCCUUUACUUCCGACAGCUGUGGAGAAACUGGAGGCUGUGACGGAGAAACUAGAGGCUCUAACUGAGGAACUGUCAGCAUCAGACAGAGAACAUGACCUCGAUAAAGACUCUGGGUCAAAGAGUGAAUCAGAGCAGGAUGAGGAAUGUGAAUGCAGUUUGGGACCCACUGCAGUGGCUCUGGACCCUAUUGAGAAAGAAUGGAUUUUCUCAGCAGCAGAUGGCAAACUGUCUCACCUCACUCUGCUGUUGAAACAGGACUCUUCUCUGGCCAAUAAAAAGGUGAGGAGAACGUUACAUCAUGAGUGCUCUCCUGUUUCCUGUGAGGUGGCAGUGCCCAGGAACCUCAAUGACUCCACUGCUGUCACAGUGCUGUUAAGAAUGAGCUUUGAGCCAGUGUUUGUGGUCCCUGCCUGGGCCAGAGUUCUCACACUGUCCUGUGUUGGACCACCUUCUAAGAACCCCUAA
This is a messenger RNA of Xyrauchen texanus (razorback sucker), 989 nucleotides long. RefSeq lists its product as uncharacterized. The record is from RefSeq and is a predicted model, not a curated record. The coding region runs from base 78 to 989 and encodes 303 amino acids. NCBI's taxonomy places the organism in Eukaryota, Metazoa, Chordata, Actinopteri, Cypriniformes, Catostomidae. The transcript is spliced from 8 exons.